Molecule: messenger RNA, 1716 nt
Organism: Glycine soja
Lineage: Eukaryota; Viridiplantae; Streptophyta; Magnoliopsida; Fabales; Fabaceae
Product: probable glucomannan 4-beta-mannosyltransferase 9
Exons: 10
Coding region: 218-1528 (436 amino acids)
Cellular component (GO): Golgi apparatus
Molecular function (GO): mannan synthase activity
Source: RefSeq, a predicted model, not a curated record
UUAAGACAUUGUUGUCCUAAGGUUGAAUAGUUGUCGUCCUCUCAAAUGGAGCUCGCAUCCACAUUCCUUCAUUAUCAUCGACUCAAGUGGAGAUCGUGAAGCCAUAGCUUUUGCGUCAUGCUUUGGGUUCAUUGUUUCAUGAAGGUACAAGCCAGAAAAGAAGUAUAAAUGGGAGCCACUCAGGGAUGACCUUGAGUUUGGAAACUCUGCAUACCCUAUGGUCUUGGUGCAAAUUCCAAUGUACAAUGAGAAAGAGGUGUAUCAAUUGUCAAUUGGAGCUGCAUGUGGGCUAUCAUGGCCAUCUGAUAGGGUUAUUAUUCAAGUUCUUGAUGAUUCCACUGACCCAAUCAUUAAGAAUAUGGUGGAGGUGGAAUGCCAGAGAUGGGCCAGUAAAGGCGUAAACAUAAAGUAUGAGAUCAGAGAGAACAGAAAUGGUUACAAAGCUGGAGCUCUCAAAGAAGGCAUGAAGCACAGCUAUGUGAAUUUGUGUGACUAUGUGGCCAUCUUUGAUGCUGAUUUCCAACCUGAGCCUAACUUCCUUUGGCGCACCAUACCAUUCCUUGCUUACAACCCAGAAGUUGCACUAGUCCAAGCUCGAUGGAAAUUCGUUAAUGCUGAUGAAUGCUUAAUGACAAGAAUGCAAGAGAUGUCAUUGGAUUAUCAUUUCCUUGUGGAGCAGGAAGUUGGGUCCUCAACCUAUGCCUUCUUUGGUUUCAAUGGCACAGCUGGUGUGUGGAGAAUUUCAGCAUUAAAUGAAGCUGGUGGAUGGAAGGACCGCACAACAGUGGAAGAUAUGGAUCUGGCUGUCCGUGCUGGUCUCAAAGGCGGGAAAUUUGUGUAUCUUAGCGAUCUCAAGGUGAAAAGUGAAUUGCCAAGUACCUUCAAAGCCUAUCGUUAUCAGCAGCACAGGUGGUCAUGUGGCCCAGCUAAUCUUUUCAAGAAAAUGGCAAUGGAAAUCAUGAGAAACAAGAAAGUUUCCAUGUGGAAGAAGUUAUAUGUGAUUUAUAGUUUCUUCUUUGUCCGGAAAAUCGUUGCUCAUGUGGUCACAUUUGUAUUCUACUGUGUGAUUAUGCCUGCAACUGUUUUAGUUCCAGAAGUGGAAGUUCCCAAGUGGGGUGCUGUGUAUAUUCCUUCUAUCAUUACACUCCUUAAUGCAGUUGGAACUCCAAGGUCAAUCCACUUACUGGUAUUCUGGAUACUCUUUGAAAAUGUUAUGUCAAUGCAUAGGACCAAGGCAACACUUACAGGUUUGUUAGAGGCAGGGAGAGUAAAUGAAUGGGUAGUUACUGAGAAAUUGGGAGAUGCUCUUAAAACAAAGUCAGGUGGCAAAGCAGCUAGGAAGCCUCGUAUCAGAAUCGGUGAAAGGCUUCAUUUCCUGGAACUUCUAGUGGGGGCCUACCUGUUUUUCUGUGCAUGUUAUGAUCUGAAAUAUGGGAAGAACCACUACUUCAUAUAUCUCUUCCUGCAAUCUAUGGCCUUCUUUGUUGCGGGGGUUGGCUAUGUUGGCACCUUUGUUCCAAAUUCAUAGAGGAACUCCUUCAUCAGAAUUAUUUCAAGUGUCUGUCAUUUGGCUGGCAUUUCAUUCACUACAAGGAGGAACAAAAUGCAGUUUCUUCUGCUGCUAGCUGCCAUUCAAUUUGUUUUAGUACCAUACACUAUUUUACAACAAUUGUUUGUCAUACUUUGAAUUUUUUUUAUGUGAACAUAGUCACAUAG